UGUCUGUUUCAAGACCUUGUGCAGCUGAAAGGUAAAGACCUGCUUACCCCAGUUUCCCGCAUUCUGAUUGGUCAACCAGGAUGCACUUACAGAUACUUAAACACACGUCUGUUCGCUGUGCCUUGGCCUGAUGCUAAAUACAAUAUCACAUACAGCACGGAAGAAAUUGCAGAUGCCUGCAAAGCUUUCUAUGAACUGAAUGCAUUUCUUUAUGAACAGACAAAACUUAAAUUACUCCAGUGUGUAACAAAUGCACAGUGUUCUAGUGGUUUACCCCAGCAGAUAUCCCUGGAAAAUGAUUACAAAACUAAUCAAGAUGAUUUGGAAUCUUAUAAUGUGACCUUGAUAAACUACAUGAACCCACAUAGCAUGUUCUACCUUAAGGAAGAACCAUAUUUUGGUAUGGGAAAACUGGCAGUGAGCUGGCAUCAUGAUGAAAAUCUACUAGAGGAAUCCAGUGUUGCAGUCUACAGUUAUCAAGAUUGUGCUGAUGAAAUAUUUGAAGAUAAGAAAUCUAUAUCUGAUUGGCAUGUAGGUUUGAAGAUAGCCUGGGAUAUUGAAACUCCAGGUCUUGCUUUACCUUUAAACCCUGGUGAUACUUACUUUAUGCUAGGUGACCUGAAUAAAACCCACCAGCACUGUGUGAUUGCUGGAUCACAGCCUCGUUUCAGCUCCACGCACAGAGUAGCUGAG
Staurois parvus is the source of this 693-nucleotide messenger RNA. The record is from the annotation of a GenBank genome assembly. Lineage: Eukaryota; Metazoa; Chordata; Amphibia; Anura; Ranidae.